GGAGGCUGCCACGUCCAGUACUUCUGCAUGGCGGCUGUGCUGGUUGCGGGCGCGGGCGUGGUUGCCUUCACGAACAUGAUGCGCUCGGCCUUCCUGACGGCGAUGCACGCUGCAAGCUUUGUGCUGCUUACGGCGCUGUGCGUGAUCAGCGCGGCCAACCACCUUGCGCCGAGCGACGGCGGAGCGAGGGCGUACGCGGCUACGGUGCUGCUGCUGACGACUGUGCUGCUUGCGAUCACUGUGUACAGUGUCGUUGUGUGGUACGCGGAGGGCCGCCACUGGCAGGAGCUGCGCGAGCCGCGGCGUGGAGGGCUGGAGGCGCUGCUGCGCGAUGACGAGGACAGCGACGAAGAGACGCAGAAGCUCCACGACAGGACGUCAUCAUCGUACGCCUCAGGCACCACUGUUGCGUCGUCGUACCGACCACCCGCACCGCCGCGGCUCAUGAUUAGUGACACCCGCUCAGACGCCCUGAGUCUGUUCGACCGUGCAUCGGGUGCGAGCUGCAAAAUUGAUUGUGCCACGCCGGAGUUGUAA
Trypanosoma cruzi is the source of this 537-nucleotide messenger RNA. Its product is annotated as dispersed gene family protein 1 (DGF-1), putative. The transcript has a single exon. The annotation marks the transcript as partial. Lineage: Eukaryota; Euglenozoa; Kinetoplastea; Trypanosomatida; Trypanosomatidae. The record is from RefSeq and is a predicted model, not a curated record.